Messenger RNA from Sporothrix brasiliensis 5110, 915 nucleotides. Its product is annotated as hydrolase of HD superfamily. Gene Ontology annotation, molecular function: 5'-deoxynucleotidase activity. Gene Ontology annotation, cellular component: cytoplasm. The transcript is spliced from 2 exons. Bases 1 to 915 code for a protein of 304 amino acids. The record is from RefSeq and is a predicted model, not a curated record. NCBI's taxonomy places the organism in Eukaryota, Fungi, Ascomycota, Sordariomycetes, Ophiostomatales, Ophiostomataceae.
AUGGCAGCCAACAGCAAGCCGGCGCCCAACGGCACGGCAAUCACGGUCGAGACAUUGAUUGCAGAGCUCGGCGUGGUUCCGACGCCCAAGGUUGCCGGCGAGUGGACGGUCGACAAGGCCACGGAUGCCAUCUUUGCGCCGACCGGCGGCGACACGCACAGCAAACCGGCCCCCGACACGUCGUCGCCCCUCCCCUACUUCCACCUGCUCGAGCUGCUGAAAACCACCAAGCGCGAAGGCUGGCGCCGGUUCGGCAUCACGCACGGCGAGUCCAUUGCCGACCACAUGUACCGCAUGUCCCUGAUGGCGAUGCUGGCGCCGCCGGCGCUGGCCGCGCGCCUCGACAUGAACCGGUGCAUCAAGAUGUGCCUGGUGCACGACAUGGCCGAGGCGCUCGUGGGGGACAUUACGCCCGUGGACGGCGUGCCCAAGCCGGAAAAGAGCCGCCGCGAAGCCUCGACCAUGGACUACAUUACGGGGACGCUGCUGGGGCAGGUGGGGGGUGGUAGUGGGAGUAAGAGUGGGAGUAAGAGUGGGAGUGGCGACGGUGACAACGACACCGGCGCCGUCGGCCGCGAGAUCCGGGCCAUCUGGCAAGAGUACGAAGACGCCGCGACCCCCGAGAGCCAUUUCGUGCACGACGUCGACAAGAUGGAGCUGCUCCUGCAGAUGCACGAGUACGAGACGCGCGGGCAGGGCCACGUCGACCUGGGCGAGUUUGCGUACGUCGCGACCAAGAUGGUGCUGCCGGAGACGCGCGCGUGGGCGGCCGCGCUGCUGCAGGAGCGGGCGGCGCUGUGGCAGAGCCGCGGACAGGCACCGCCCGGGCAGCCGACGAUGCCAGAGCUGGAGGCGGCGGCGACGCCAAAGACGAACGGUGUCGACGAGGCCAAUGGCCAUGCCACGGUGAAGUAA